Molecule: messenger RNA, 4760 nt
Organism: Neoarius graeffei (lesser salmon catfish)
Lineage: Eukaryota; Metazoa; Chordata; Actinopteri; Siluriformes; Ariidae
Gene: mtpap
Product: mitochondrial poly(A) polymerase
Exons: 9
Coding region: 9-1769 (586 amino acids)
Cellular component (GO): mitochondrion
Molecular function (GO): poly(A) RNA polymerase activity
Source: RefSeq, a predicted model, not a curated record
GUCCAACAAUGGCGGCCUGCUUUGGGACGUGUAGGUUACAAAUUAAAGGAGCAGAAAGGUUCGUUGUACUGGGCCAAAAAUCAGGUUUACGAGCUCGGCGAAUACUCACCGGAUCCACAUUUGCUACUAAAGCACAGACAGUGAAAAAACCGCUACAAACUGGUGCUGCAGCAGCAGCAGACAAGGAAUCAUUUUCUGCUGUCCAAGAGGAAAGACAAGAACAAGCUGAGAGGUCUGUCCUCAUCAGCUGCCCUCCAAACAUCAACCAGAAAAGGUUCUUAGACUACUUCUCCAAACACGGACACAUACAGAACCAUUUCUUCUAUCAGUCUUAUGGUGUUUAUGCAGUGGUGGAAUUCUCUACAAAGGACAGCAUCAGCGCACUGAAAGCAAACUGUACCAUACCAAAUGUCCAGCAUGAAGCCGCUGUGCCUUUCAAAUCCCGUCUCCUCUCACUGAAAUGGACAGGGCAAGGUGGCCAGUCAAAGGCCUCAAACACGCUGAAGUUCCAAAAGCACUUGCCUAUUCCUAUCAAUGAGCUCACACAACAUCUCUCCAAACAAGAGAGUAUAGAUCAGCAGCUGCAGUGUCUGACUGAUCUGUAUCAGCUGACUGAGGAAAAUAUCAGUUUGCGCUUCUUGGUCUGUUCGCUGCUCAGAGACAUUGCUGCUGCCUAUUUCCCAGAAUGCGUCAUCAGGCCUUUUGGCUCCACUGUGAACAGCUUUGGAAAACUGGGAUGUGACCUGGACAUGUUCCUGGAUCUAGAUGGCAUUAGUGGGCAGAACCAGAGGAAGGGUUCUGGUCUGUCUCUUGAGUAUCAAGUAAAGCAGGGGACGUCAGAGCGGACGGUCACACAGAGUGUCCUGUCUGUUAUAGGGGAGUGUGUGGACCAGUUUGGCCCCGGCUGUGUGGGUGUUCAGAAAAUCCUCAAUGCCCGCUGCCCCCUUGUCAGAUUCGCUCACCAGCCUUCAGGCUUUCAGUGUGACCUCACAGCAAAUAACAGGGUGGCGAUGAAGAGCUCUGAGUUGCUGUUUGUGUAUGGGAAAUUGGAUGCACGUGUGCGACAUUUGGUGUUUGCAGUUCGGUGCUGGGCUCGUGUGCAUGGCAUCACCAGCAGCAUUCCUGGAGCCUGGAUCACCAAUUUCUCCCUUACAGUCCUCGUGGUGUUCUUCCUCCAGCGCAGGAUGCAUCCAUUACUGCCCACUGUGGACCAGCUCAGAGACCUGGCAGACCCUUCAGAUCAUUGCAUUAUUGAGGGGAAUGACUGCACGAUUGUCAGUGACCUGAGCAAGAUUAAGCUACAGAAAAACACAGAUACACUAGAGAAACUGCUGCAGGAGUUCUUUGAGUUUUAUGGGAAUUUUGCCUUCAGUUCAACAUCCAUCAACAUAAGAAAGGGAAAAGAGCAGAACAAACCUGAGUCGACCCCUCUGCACAUCCAGAACCCAUUCGAAACAGGUCUAAAUGUUAGCAAAAACGUGAACACAACUCAGCUGGAACGCUUCGUGGCACUGUGUCGUGAGAGCGCCUGGCUCCUUGAACAGAAGGAGGUGCUUAAACGAAGUGCUGGUCAAUCAGCAGACGUAAUCCCACCUUGGGGACUGGCUGCCCUCCUGUUGCCUUCAGUUGCUCAGUCAGCUGGGGUGAAGGGUCGCAGGAAGAGGAAGCAUCAUCCAGCGAGUGAGAGGAUAAAGACUUUACUGGAGUCACUAAAGAGCAACAGUGGAGGAGCAGGUGUGAAACAGAGUGCUGUUAAUGGUCACCACUAGGGGGCAGCAUGCUUCUGGACUCUAGUGGGGCUUGCGUGUGGGUACAAAACAACUGGGAAUAUUUCACAAACUCAAAGCGUCUAACCAAGUGGUGUUUAGUUCAGCUGAGUUAGGCUGUGGUGAGUCCAGCCUGGAGAAUCAGCUCCACUGUCUGCCUGUUUUACCGCAGCCCAGCCUGUUUGGACUACAAUAACAAAACGCCACAUCCACAAAAAAAAAAAAACGACAGUGCUUCUCUUUAGGUAUUGUUGGCUAUUUUAGCUUUGUGUAAACAGGAAGCCUGCUAACGUGUUGUUCCAUUGACUAAGAUGGAUAGCUGACAGUGGAGAUUCACUCACUGUGUUCAGAUUAAAGGGAUCAUGGCACUGUAAUGAACCAGACAGACAGCAUUGUGGUAUAAAGCCAUAUGGCUUUGCUCUGCCGUGAUGUGGACUUCAUCCUCCAAAUUAGUCUGCAUAAAGCAGAAAAACAUUUACCUUUAUCCUAUAUACAUAUAUAAAUAACUCUGUUUUAUAUGAGAUUAAAUUACUUUAACAAAAUGUCUGCUUUGUGGUACUUUGACAUUUCAAAAUCUAUCUUAUCUAUGGUCUUUUAAAAAAAAUAAGAAAAGAUUCUAUAGAGUGAUGCCAGCGAGGAACCAUUUUUCAUUUCUGACAGAAUUUCGAUGGACAAAAGAACUGAGGAAUCAUUUCUUAUUCUAAAUGUUUGCGUUUUUUUUUUGUUGUUGUUUGGUUGGUUGUUUUUUUUUUUUUGCUUGGUUUUUCACUUCUUUGAGGCACUAACAAAACUAGUUGUAGAAUUGUCUGAUGAAAGGUCUUUUGGACCAUGAUGAUAUUAUAAAAUUUUAGUUUUUUUUGGUUUUUUUUCCCCUCGCUGGACAAAGGGGAUUAUGUCGUGGCGAUUUCCGUCCGUCCAUCCAUCCCGGGAAGGGUGCUCACCUUCUAAAAUCAACUCCUCUCACAAUUUUUGGAGGAAUUUCACAAAACUUGGCAGGAUUCUUUGUUAUAUGUUGGUAAUACGCAUAUUGUAAUUUUUGUUCAAUUCGGUCACGUUUUACCAGAGUUAUAGCCCUUGAUUAACAAAAUUAUAAUUUGACAAUUUCAUGAGUGUGUUUUCCUUCUGAAAUCAACUCUUCUCACAAUUUUUGGAGGAAUUUCACGAAAUUGGUAAAAAGGCAUUGUUGUAUGUCAGUAGUACGCUUAUUGUUAUUUUGUUCAAUUUGGUCACAUUUUACCAGAGUUGUGGCCCUUGAUUAACAGCCUUGUACUUUCACAAUUUCAUGAACGUUUGCUUGGCUUCUGACAUCAACUCCUCUCACAAUUUGUGGAGGAAUUUCACCAAAACUUGGCAAAAGGCUUUGUUAUAUGACAGUUAUACACACGCUGAAAUUUCAUUUAAUUUGGGCAAAAUUUUACCAGAAUUAUGCCCUUGAUUUUUAACAAACUUGUACUUUGGCAAUUUCAUCAAGGUGUCCUUGCUUUCUGAAAUCAACGUCCCUCACAAGUUUUAUUAUCCCCCGCUGGCCGAAAGGCCUGAAGGGGGUUUAUGUCGUGGCGAUGUCGGUUCAUCCAUCCGUCCCAGGAAGGGUACUCUACUUCUGAAAUCAACUCCUCUCACAAUUUCUGGAGGAAUUUCACGAAACUUGGCAGGAUUCUUUGUUAUAUGUCGGUAAUAUGCAUACUGCAAUUUUGUUCAAUUCAGUCGCAUUUUACCAGAGUUAUGGCAUAGUUGCCAGUGGGGGAUAUUGUGCUCUCAGAGCACUCUUGUUAUUCUAGAGAUGGCACAAUACCACUUUUUUUUUCCCCUCUUCUUCGAUACCGAUACUGAAACCUUGAGUAUCAGUCAAUACUGAUACCCUUCUGAUAGUUUUCUUUAAAAACUGCUAAACUUUAAACUCUCACACAAAAAUCACUUGCACUGUAAAUUUAAUAAAGUGUAAAUAUAAUAAAAUCUGUUAUAACAAAAGACAUAACUCAGUUGAUUGGCUUUAUAUGGAAGUAGUUACUGAAUACUGGUAAUCAGAUUGGUGCCAUCUCUAUUUUAUUAUUUUCAUCCAUAUGUUAAUGGUUCUCCAGAGAACAAAAAAGAUUCACUGUCCAAACGUAUAGCUGACCACAGAAUCAAGCUUCUGCCAUGGCCAUCUCAGUCCCCUGACCUGAACCUCAUUGAAAACCUAUGGGGUGAGCUGAAGAGGACAGGGCCUUGGACCCUGGAUGGUCUGGAGAGAUUCUCUAAAGAGGAAUGGUCUCAGAUACCUUGCUGUGUAUUCUACAACCUUAUAAAGUCAUGUCUUGUUGGAAUACCCAGCUGUGUUCAAGUUUCAACAGUCUCGCUGAAGAAUUCUGAGGUAGUCCUCCUCCUUAAUUAUUCCCUCCACUUUUGUAUAAUCAUGCUUAACAGUUAGUACAGUGCUGUUGUGUUCGAUUGCCUCACUUUUACUCUUCCAAACAUACCUCUUAUUUCUGUGGCCAAAAACCUCAAUCUUUGUCUUAUCUGGCCAUAAAACUCUUUCCUCCGGAAAGCUUGUUCUUUGUCUAUGUAGUCAGCUGCAAAGUGGAACUUUGAGGUGUCGAUUUUGGAGCAGGGGCUUCUUUCUUGGACAGCAGCCUCUCAGUCCAUGGGGAUAUAAUACUCGCUUGACUAUAGAGUGUCCCAGCAGCUUCCAGUUCAUGGCAGGCCUGUGCCUUGGUGGUUCCUGACCAUCCGAACCAAUUUCCUCUGUCAGCAGAGGGUGACCGUAUGGGUUUUCUUCCAGACCUUGGCAAAGUGGCUACACCUCCCAAUAAUCUGUAUUUGUCAAACAAACCCUUUUUUAAUGUUGGCACAGAGAAACUACUAGCUGUAGUCAAUCAUGAUCACUAACAGGAAGUUAAGAAUCCCUGGCAAGUUAAGACAUUUUGGAAGUUUCAGCACCACCGAGUUAAUAAUUUAAGUGGUGUAUGUAUAAUUUUGACUCGGUGUGUAUAAUUUUGAUCUUGCAUUCAUUUCAGA